AUGGCAGCCGGUCAGCCCGAGUCAGCGGUCGAAGCAACACUAGACGAAUCCAUAGGCUCACCCUCAAGCAGUUCUCCGCCGUUCACGUCGAGCAGCCCACUGGACGCCCUGCUCGAAGCAAGAACAAUCGAAGCGACGGGAGAUAUCCACAGCGAGAGGACAAGAUUAGACUUGCUCGUGCCGCCUACCAAUGCCAUCUUACCGCUCGACGCUUCUCACGUCGAAGUGUCUGAUGCUGCGAGGAGCCCAGAAGAAGCGAAGCGCGAGUCGUCCUCGUCGAGUCUGCAAAACUCGGCUUUGCCUGCGAUUGCUGGUAAGCUACAUCCUGCCGACAGACAAGACAGGACCUCUGCAAGUUCUUCAAAGGAGAUCCUCGCUCUUCCUCUCACGAACUCCUUCUCUACGGGUACUCAAACGCCUGUGAACGAUGUCACGCCUAGGCCAGGAUCUUCAUCAACUUCGACCCAUUCUAGGCGGUCCUCACAGACCGCAGCCUCUGUAGAACCCGCCGAGCAAGCCGGCACUGGUCUUGGCGCACCGCGGUCAACCUCACCCGAUGCGAAUAGGGAUAGUUCGACACAGACAGAUCGUCAGAGAUCGAGCACGCUCACUUCCAUGACGGUUAGCGAGAACACGGCACACGAGUCUGUCUACUCUUCCAAACCCAACUCGCGCCCUCAUUCCAUCUUGGCCUCUUCCAUCGAUCACUCCAACCUCAACGCCCCGCGAGCGACCCUUGACCCGGCAGAAAGAAAAACAAGCGCGUCGGGUACAACAGGAUCAAGAAGAGCUUCGACGGGCUCACCACCGCAAGCAACAAAGCCGCAUGCAAAUGCCAGAACGGCGCCAGAGGACAAUGGAAGGGCGAGGGCGCCUUCUGGCUCUCGAUCAACGGCUUCAGAUACGCUCGUGCCUGGUCCUUCGUCCAGUGCCAGCUCGAGCAGGCGGCAAUUAGGCGAAUGGGUUCUCGGAAAGACCUUGGGUGCAGGCAGUAUGGGCAAAGUGAAACUAGGACAGAGUGUCAAAGGAGGCGACAAAGUAGCCAUCAAGAUCAUUCCCCGCUUCACAUCUACUGCAGCAGCACAGCAACAGGUAGCACAGUCUGAACGAGAGAAACGACGAUCUAUAGAUCAGACACACGCCGACAAUGGUACAACGUCUCGCUCGGGAGAGGUGGCAAGCAGUAAACCCAAAGCCGUCUUGCCGCCCUCGAAAUCUUUCUUGGAAAGAGCACACGCAAAGGAUCUGUCAAAGGAAGUCAGAACGAUCAGGGAGGCUUCAAUCGUCUUGCUACUACAUCAUCCUUAUGUUUGUGGGAUGAAACAAAUGCUCGUCUAUCCGAAUCACUAUUACAUGAUCUUCGAAUACGUCAACGGCGGCCAGAUGCUCGAUUAUAUCAUCUCUCACGGACGACUGAGAGAGCGAAGUGCUCGGAAGUUCGCGAGGCAGAUGGGUAGCGCGUUAGAGUAUUGCCACGCUAACAGCAUCGUACAUCGAGAUCUGAAAAUCGAGAAUAUUCUCAUCUCAAAGACAGGCAAUAUCAAAAUCAUCGAUUUCGGUCUAUCCAAUCUUUUUUCGCCCCAUUCUCACCUCUCUACCUUUUGCGGCUCGCUCUACUUUGCAGCACCAGAACUGCUGAAUGCCAAAGUAUAUACCGGCCCCGAAGUUGACAUUUGGUCUUUUGGCAUCGUACUCUACGUUCUCGUGUGCGGAAAGGUACCCUUCGAUGAUCAAAGUAUGCCCGCACUGCAUGCAAAGAUCAAACGCGGUCAAGUCGAAUAUCCCAAUUGGCUCAGUGCAGAAUGCAAGCAUCUGCUAUCACGCAUGCUUGUGACCAAUCCCGCCAAUCGAGCCUCCAUGGCCGAGGUGCUUUCGCAUCCCUGGAUAGUGAAGGGAUAUGAAUCCCCGCCUGUGCCUCAUAUUCCUCACCGAGAGCCUCUACGGCUAGGCGAGCUCAACAGGGAAGUCAUACAGGGUAUGACAGGCUUCGACUUUGGGACGCCAGAUGAGAUCGAGGCACGUCUUGGCGACGUGCUCACCGGUGAAGCAUAUACAGCUGUCUUGGCAAGUCACGAUGCCAAAGCAGGACGAACGACCUCUGUUCGACCUGACCGAGACCUAUCGAAGCCCUCAAAAGGUAGCACGAAACGUCUGUCAGGUCUAAAUUUCUAUAGCAAGAAGCUCGCCGGCGGUUUAGCUUCUGCGCUGGGUGGGAGUCCUACGAGCAAAGAUCGUCUAGAAACACAAGAUCGCACAAACGGCUCUGGCUCCUUCACGUUACCCAAUGGCAUGCGACCAGAUCAGAUGGAUCCGACGCGAGGAUUCCAUCCCCUCAUCUCGAUUUAUUUCCUCGUGCAAGAAAAGAUCGAGCGGGAGAAGAUCUGGGGUCCCGGCGUGUUUGCAUCGUCUACCUUAUCCCUACAUGGUCCACUAGCGCCGCCUGCACCGCCGAGGAGCUAUGACAGCACAGCCGUCUCACCAAGCGCGUUUGGUACAGCUCAGGGAGUCGACCUUAGCUCACCCUCACCACGACCGGCUAGCACUGCCAUCUCGAGCAGCGUAAUGUCGCCCUCCAAUUCGACACCAGCUCCCAAUGCACCCAUUCGCGCACGUCCUCAAAGCACAUCUGCAUAUGAUCGCACAAAACCCUUGGCCGACUUCGACAAUAGGCGCAGCUUCUCUGCGGGGCAACAGAACGCUGUUUCGGCAUCUGUACCUAAUUCGCCACGACCGGGCUACAUUGCGAAGCCAAGGCCUGUCGAAACUUCGUCAGUAGCUCAGGAUGGGGCAAUCCCAGCCUCGCCAAACGGUGAACCGACACGAGAUGACGAUGUUGCCUUACAGCCUUCGACGCUCGUUCGUCGCUUCGGAACGCUGCUAGGUCGGGCUACUUCGACGAACGACACUGAUCUGCAGAAACGAGCACGCGCCCGAGCAAGCGCGGCAGGAAGCUCCGGUCAUCGCUCGAGCGGCUUGACGCCCGCCUCGCCCUUGCCACUAGUCAACGAACCCAAUCUGAACGUUACACCGCCGCCAAACUCCAAAGCGACUGGCAUGCUUCGGGCUAGUACCGUCAGUGGCGAUCGCAGACGACCUAGGGUGGCGAGGCAAAGCGUCGGGCCAGAAGUCUCGCCAUCUGCUUUGCAGACCGACACACUAUUUGAGGAUCACGAGGAGCGACUGCAAGACGGAUUUUCGACUGAGCCAGGCCCGGGUCUGGAUCGUCAUGCAGCGAAUGGUACAGCAGCAGACUUAUCAGCUUCACCGAAUGAUCAGAUCAAGCCAGUUUAUCUCAAAGGUCUCUUCUCCGUCGCGACUACCUCGACAAAGUCGCCGAGCGUCAUUCGCGAUGAUCUUGUGCAUGUCCUCGACAGACUGGGCGUAAAGCAUCGCGCAGUCAAAGCUGGGUUCGAAUGCGCCCAUGCCCCAAGCAUCAGCUUUGCAUCGCAGGCACCUACCAAUCGUGCCGCAACGCCGAAUCAAACGCCCGAAGGACUCAAACGCGGCACGAGCUUGCUACGAAGAGGCUCACGCAUCUCACGAGGCCGAACUUCGACGUCUGCACGUGAGGAAGGCGACACGAGUUCCCCAGAUCCGAGCCAAGCGGCAACACGACUCGCUUCGCCAGCCAGACCCAAUGAGAGCUCCUCUGGAUCACUUCAUUUCAUCGGACCCACGAAUGGAGCCGGCGAGCGAUCUGGCAAUCUGGUGGACAGCACGGGUGCACCCAGCGCAGGUGCAGCACCUCAAAACGAGAUGAUCGUUCGAUUCGAUGUCUUUGUCGUCAAAGUACCUUGGCUGCCUGGCAUUCACGGUCUCCAAUUCCGUCGUAUAACCGGCGAUCCAUGGCAAUAUUCUCAGCUAGGUCAGUCAGGCACUGAAUACAGCAAGCACUAA
This is a messenger RNA of Mixia osmundae IAM 14324, 3897 nucleotides long. RefSeq lists its product as uncharacterized. The record is from RefSeq and is a predicted model, not a curated record. The coding region runs from base 1 to 3897 and encodes 1298 amino acids. The transcript is spliced from 4 exons. Lineage: Eukaryota; Fungi; Basidiomycota; Mixiomycetes; Mixiales; Mixiaceae. Gene Ontology annotation, molecular function: ATP binding; protein serine/threonine kinase activity; tau-protein kinase activity. Gene Ontology annotation, cellular component: cytoplasm. Gene Ontology annotation, biological process: protein phosphorylation; intracellular signal transduction; microtubule cytoskeleton organization.